Molecule: messenger RNA, 438 nt
Organism: Puccinia triticina
Lineage: Eukaryota; Fungi; Basidiomycota; Pucciniomycetes; Pucciniales; Pucciniaceae
Exons: 3
Coding region: 1-438 (145 amino acids)
Source: RefSeq, a predicted model, not a curated record
AUGAUUGAAGAGGCCGAAGAGAGCGAUAUGAUGGAGGAGGAGCCGCCUGACUUCUCGCAGAUGUAUGCUGAUGAGGAGCUGCCGUCGGACGCGAUGGAUAGCGAAGGUGCAGACACGUCUAUGGUCAGCACCUGCUCUACCAUUCGUCCAGCCGAGAACCCCGACGGUCUACUCGCGAUCAUCCUCGCCCCGCCAGCAGUCUGUCCUGCCUGCCCCGUCGCCAACAUCCAAGCCUCCGAGCCUGCCCCACACGGUGUCAAAUGUGGUCAUUGCAGUUGGGCCAUCGACGGCGCCACUCUGGCCUCCAUCGAUCAACACUUCGUUGAACAUAGUCGCAAUGAAGGAGCUUCCCAUCAACCCGUCAUGGGCUAUAAUCCGCACGUGGGCACCAACUUCUCAUGCUCCCGUCCCGAGUGCGAUGAGAUGGUCUUCGUCUAA